AUGGGAAAUACGAGCAUUCAUACAUUAUUUGUGGACAAUCUUCCCGAGUCUAUGGAUCCAAAAGGUCUUUAUAACAUGUUCACAAAGUUCGGUGUGGUCAAAGAUGUGUUCAUCUCACUUAAGAGAAGAAAAACAAUAAGAUCAAGAUUUGGUUUCGUCUGUUACAAUUGUCAUAUCGCAGCAAAUAUGGCUAUACAGAAGGCAAAUGCAGUUUGGUGUGAUAACACAUCUCUGGUAGUUAAGAGUGCUGCAUUUAAAAGAGAUCAGAAAGGUGAGGUACAGAAUAUAAGUAACCAAAAUAUACAAGGCAAAAAGAAUGAUGCGGGUUCGGUGAAUAGAAGACCAUCAUUUGCAAGGUGGUAA
Camellia sinensis is the source of this 363-nucleotide messenger RNA. Lineage: Eukaryota; Viridiplantae; Streptophyta; Magnoliopsida; Ericales; Theaceae. The record is from RefSeq and is a predicted model, not a curated record.